AUUUGGCGCUUUAAUUUGACAUUUACAAUAGCCAAAGCUGUGGAGAAAUUUCGUUCAACCAUCAUAGUUUGAAAACAGUUGUGUUAUUUUGGAAGCAAAAUAAACGGCGUCCAUUACGCGCGUUCUAUUAACAUUAAUAACGUGGUUUUAAUUACAAAUCGAUAAAAUGUCUAAUGUCUCCACGAAAAAGGUCGUCAUUCAAAUUGAAUCAGCAGCCGAACAACAGGAGAAUUUGAAGAAUCAGCGCAAGACGUUUAAGGUGCUGCAGCCGGGCGGGAUUGCCAUUGACAAAGAAAACCUGGCUGGGCGACCACAACUUGACAAACUGAGCCGCCUCAAAGCUGCUACUGAGGCCACUUUGGCUUCCACUGAUUUUGCAAAGCGCAAGAAGGUAGACACGCGUGUGUCUGAAACGCAAACAAGCCCUCAAAAACAGGGCCCCGGUGGUGAGAAGUCAACCAUAACAGCUGAGGACCUUACCAGUGAAGCAAAUCCAGGAGCACUAUAUUGGGAACAUCUAGCGGAGAAACGUCGUGUAGCCCUAGAAGAAACACUUACAGAAAAUCAACAUUUGCACGAACGAAUUGAGGGUCUUGAGGCUGAAUUGGAUACAUCACGUCAAAUGUUAGACGAGGCACGUAAUUUAGUGGAAGUAUUAACCGAAAUGCUAAACGAAAAUGAAGCAGAACGUGAGAUUGAAAGCGAUGGCGGAGUAACGGGCGGUGAAGCACAUACGGAAACGGCUGGCAAUACACUGGACGACGAUGACAAUAGUAAUACAUCCAAAUCAAGCGCUGAACCACCAAUAACUUCCGAAGACCGUAAGCGGUUGGAACAUCCUCACACACCUUAGAAAGUACAAAUAAUUGGGGAAGGCUUAUUUCCUAACAACUCGAUGUUAGCACGAUUGGAGUCGUUUCAUAUAAUUCACACUUACAUUUUUAUUAUUACAUUACUUUAUCCUUAAAUACGCUAGUUUAUUUAAACAUUUCUUGUAAUAAUGUUAGUACCCGACAAUUACGCUCAAGAGCGAAACAACGGGAGCGCUUCUUCCCGGAAUCUGCGGGGCUUCAGUGCACUACGAAAUAGCGAAUAGCUCGUACAUGUACUGCAACUGUUUUUUGAUGUUAUCCCGGUGUUAAUUACGGCUUCGAAAAUGGUUGCAUUUUCUAUCUUGCAAGUAGUACCUAGUAAUAAAUACAAACAUAAAUGAAUGUAGUUUUCGAAGAUUUGAAAUAAAUCAACUUUGCAAAAUAUAUGAA
Molecule: messenger RNA, 1262 nt
Organism: Rhagoletis zephyria (snowberry fruit fly)
Lineage: Eukaryota; Metazoa; Arthropoda; Insecta; Diptera; Tephritidae
Gene: geminin
Product: geminin DNA replication inhibitor
Biological process (GO): negative regulation of cell cycle; negative regulation of DNA replication
Cellular component (GO): nucleus
Source: RefSeq, a predicted model, not a curated record